AUGAAGAUGUUGAAGAAGAUGAGAGUUGUAAACUUUGUAUCUGGUGUAUUUUUAGUACUCUUCUGCCAGUUACAGCCAGGGUAUACUCAGUACUCAUCAGAUCUAGAGGCAACUCUUUUAAGUGAUCUGUUCAGUGGAAACUACUCCACACUUGUCCGUCCAUCAUCUGUUGUCACCGUUAAUGUCAGUUUAAUGCUGUAUACUAUCAAUGAUCUGAAUAUUGUUGAGCAAAGUCUUUCUGUAUCUGGGAUGCUGUCCAUGAAUUGGUUUGAUCCUCGUCUAGAGUGGGCGAAUAAUUCGGAUUAUUCAGCUGUUCAAUUUCUUUUUAAUACGGAGGAAAACACAUGGACACCGGCAAUUUAUGUAGAGAACUCAGUGGAAGAUUUAGCAGUCAUCAACGAUGAAAAUAUGCCAAUGAGAAUUAACCCAAAUGGUGAAGUAAUGCGAACUCCAACAGGGGUAUACAAAGUGUCCUGUGAAAGUGUCGUCACAUAUUAUCCGUUCGAUGAACAGACCUGCCAUAUUAAAAUAACAACCUCCGGCUACACUCAGGGUGAAAUUGAUCUUCGCUUCGAUGAGAACGCAGUAGAUCUCUCUGAUUAUAUUCCAAACGGAGAAUGGGAAGUUGCUUCUGCUGGCGGAUUGUCAUCGGGGGAACAGUCGAAAUCUAGGAAUGGGUUAAAAUACGCAAGUUUAUCUCUUGAACUAAAGUUGAAAAGACGUUAUUUGUUCCACACAAUUAACACCAUAUUUCCAGUCUUUCUUAUGGGCAUGCUCAUUCCUUUUGUGUUUAAGUUGAGUAUCAUGGAGGAGAAAAUUGGGUAUUCUUUGACGGUACUCUUGUCCUAUGCUGUGUAUCUAACAUUAAUUGCGGACCAUAUCCCUAGCACCUCUGUGACUGUGUGCUACCUAUCCGUAUACCUAGCAGUCAUUCUGACAACAUCAACGCUGUCCAUCCUUAUAGUUAUAGUGGAAAUUCAAGUCGCAACGACCAAAAUAAGCUUGUCGUCAUGUACAAAAGCUUUUGCAAACUUUCUUGCUAAUGUGUGUUGCUUUAAACGUAAAUGGUGUCGUAAUAAGACUGAUCGUGCCCCAGAAGUCAGAGCUGACGAGUUUUACAUAAACCGUCAUGGAAUUCUAUCUUCCAAAGAGUUUGUGUCAGAAAACACAGAAAAUGCAUCAGAUAUCAAUGAUAGUGAAGGAAUAUCACGGGAAGAAUUUUCAACCCUUCUUGAUAGUUUUUUCUUUGUUAUUUUCUUUCUUUUUAUUAUCAUAGCGUCCCUUACACUUUUUGUUGCAUUGAUAAUUGAGUAUCAAAGCUAUUAG
Messenger RNA from Saccostrea cuccullata (small rock oyster), 1326 nucleotides. RefSeq names its product acetylcholine receptor subunit alpha-like. Gene Ontology annotation, cellular component: neuron projection; plasma membrane; synapse. Gene Ontology annotation, molecular function: excitatory extracellular ligand-gated monoatomic ion channel activity; transmitter-gated monoatomic ion channel activity involved in regulation of postsynaptic membrane potential; transmembrane signaling receptor activity. The coding region runs from base 1 to 1326 and encodes 441 amino acids. The record is from RefSeq and is a predicted model, not a curated record. Gene Ontology annotation, biological process: chemical synaptic transmission; signal transduction; nervous system process. The transcript is spliced from 6 exons. Lineage: Eukaryota; Metazoa; Mollusca; Bivalvia; Ostreida; Ostreidae.